AUGUCCUACGUUUACAGAGAUCGUGACCGUGAUUGGGACGACUCUCGUCCCGUCACCAUCAAGCGUUACGUCAUUCCCUCCGAAGACGAUCGUGAGCGUUCCAGAGAGUUCGUGAUGCGCCGCGAUGAUUCUUACACCGGCGACCGCGAGCUGGUCAUCCGGCGCAAGACUGAGCGCGAGAUCGACCACGAUGACCGGCGCUACGACCGGGACUACGAAAGAGAUUACUACGAUCGUGAGUACUCCGAGCCCUCCGCCCACCGUCACUACUCCCGGUCCGUGGACUACCUGGAGAGGCCUCCUCCUCCUUCUGCACCCGUCGUCAUUCGCGAGCAGCCAAUAAUUGUUCAUGAAGCCCGAAACGUCUAUGUGAAUUCCCGCGAGUCCGACUACGAUCUGGUGCGCCGCUCCGAUGCCGAGGACGAACCCUACUACUCCACUCGCCGCCGUGACCGUGAGUACGAUGAGCGUCGCAGCCGCCGUGAACUCAGUCCUGGCGACUCCAUCUCCCAGGCGAGCCGCCGCCGCGGUGAUCGUGACCAGGAUUACAGCAGCGAUGACAGCAUGGUCUACAUCCGCAAGGAAACUGAAACCGAACACCCGCAUCACCGUCGUCAUCUGGCCGAGGGCGCUCUCGCUGCCGUCGGCGCCGCCGAGUUGUACCGCCACCAUCGCAAGAAAUCAGGCGAAGAUGUGAGUCACGGCGUCGGCCGCCUUGGUAAGACGGUGGGUGCUGGUGCUCUGGGAGCUGUCGCCGUCAACGCGGCAUCGCAUGCACGCGAUUAUUACCGCAGCAAGAGUCGACAGCGCUCUCGUUCAAUUGAUGAUGACCAGUACUCUCAUCGCCACGGCCACAACGACCGUGGCCGGCGCAGCCGCAGCCGCAGCCGCUCUCAGUCCCACUCGCAUGCCCGGCACUUGAUUGAACUUGGUCUCGGCGCCGCUGCCGUGGCUGGUGCCGUAGCCGUCAUGAAGAACAAGAAGGACAAAGAUGGGCGUCGCAGCCGCUCCCGAACUCGCUCCAAAUCUCGUGGCCGUGCUUUGAGCACCGCCCGGUCUGAGCCUGAUGCCGAACGCAGUGCCUCCCAACGUCGUAAGCACAUGGCCGGAGCCGGUCUGGCCGGCGCUGCUGUCGCUGGCCUGGUUGAACGUCACCGAAGUCACUCGCGGGCCCGCAAGGGUGAACGCUCCCACAGUCGCAUAAGACAGGCUCUUCCUGUCAUUGCUGCCGGCCUGGGAACCGCCGCCGCCACUGGCUUUUAUGAGAAGAAGAAGGCAGAGAAAGACGCCGCCAAAGAAGGAGUCAGCCGCGACGGACGUCGCUCGCGCUCUCGCUCUCAGAGUGCUGGCCCUCCAGAGAUGUACCCAGACCCUUCUCGCAACUCUGCCGGUUUGAUUGAGUACGGCAACGAUCCAGUCACCGGUAGCAUCCCCGCCGAGCACUACUACGGGCAGCCUACCAGCCCCGGCGGUCCUUACUACUCGGACGGUGCAGAGUACGGUUCGCGGCGCCACAGCCGUAGCCGCAGCCGCGGUGGUCGCUACAGUGGUAGCGAUUCCGGCUCUGACCUAGAGGGUCGCCACCGACGCCGAAGCAAGCAUCGAAAGCACCGCAGCCGCUCGCGGGACCUGGCUGGGGCCGCUUUGGGUGCCACUGGACUGGGAUACGCGGCGCACAGAUAUUCGCAGCGAAAGGAGCGCAAGCAGGCCGAGAAAGAGGGCCGUUACGCCGACGAUGGCCAUCGUGAUCCCUACGAGGAGGGCUAUGAUCCUGAGCCGUACCCGCCUUCUCCUCCGGUUGCAGGCGGCCCACCCCCGGAUCCUCACUACUAUCCCAACGGCACCUACUUCCCGCCGCCACCAGGCUCGACCCCGAAUCUUGGAGCCCCGACUGCGCCGUACAACCCGCCCGACUACCCGCCACCGCCUGGCGCUGCACCCCCGCCACAGCCUUACAACUACGGUGCCGGGCAAGCGCCUGAGCAGUAUGCGCCGCGGCCACGGAGGGCAGAUGAGAAUGUGAGCUUCACCCCUCCCACUAAUCAGUACACGACUCGUGAUGGUCUAAAUAGGAAUGGGAGGUCGUCUCGCCGCCGGUCCCAAUCCGUUAGCCAGCCCAUGCAGUCGAAAUCAGUCUCCUUUGAUCUUGACCCCAAGGCAGAGGACGACGGCUACGAGACGGACGAUAGCGACGCUACUAUUAACAAUGACAACGAUCGCCACCGUCACAACCAUCCCCGCCGCCGCCACCGCCAUCAUCGUCGUCGCCAUUCAUCCUCUGUUCCUCGCACCUCAAUGCCCUAUCCGAGUUCGUCUUCUUCCCACCACCACCACAGUUCUUCCUCUUCGCGUCAUUCUUCCAACGCCAAAAACCAAUCUGAAAAUAAGCCCUCUUCAACAGACUCAGAUUCGACCAUUGAUCUCCCCGACCGCUUCGACUCGCAGGGUCGUCUGCUUAGCCCACGCGGCAGUGAGGAUCCUGCUGCCGCGAAGAUUGAGGAGAUGAUCAAUAAGUUCAGCAAGAUUCUGUUUUGA
Molecule: messenger RNA, 2535 nt
Organism: Penicillium riverlandense
Lineage: Eukaryota; Fungi; Ascomycota; Eurotiomycetes; Eurotiales; Aspergillaceae
Product: DUF3824 domain-containing protein
Exons: 3
Coding region: 1-2535 (844 amino acids)
Source: RefSeq, a predicted model, not a curated record